CGUUCUCGGAGAAGCAGCUUCCCCUCUCCGGUCCACCGACACAGACGGGAGCGAUGGAGGAAGAGUUGAAAUGCCCCGUUUGCGGGUCUCUCUUCAAGGACCCCAUCCUGCUUCCGUGUUCCCACAACGUCUGCCUGGGAUGCGCUCGGAACAUCACCGUCCAGACCCCGGAGGGGGAGACCCCGGUGCAGAGCCGAGCCUCGGGCAGCUCUGACUACGACUACCUGGACAUGGACAAGAUGAGUCUGUACAGCGAGACGGACAGCGGAUACGGCUCCUACACGCCGUGCCAGCUCAAGUCUCCAAACGGGGUGCGGGUGUUUCCGCCUGCGAUCCCCCACCGACAGUGCACACUCACCUGUCCGCUGUGCCACCGGAGCGUCUCUCUGGACGAGCGGGGGCUCCGGGGUUUCCCUCGGAACCGGCUGCUGGAGGCCAUCGUGGCGCGGUACCAACAGACCCGCGCCGCCUCCUCCUCAUCUUCCAACGCGGUGAAGUGCCAGCUGUGCGACCGCAACCCGGUGGACGCGGCGGUGAUGUGCGAGCAGUGCGACGUCUACUACUGCAACGCCUGCCAGCAACGAUGCCACCCGUCCCGCGGUCCCCUCGCCAAGCACCGACUGGUGCCGCCGCCAAACAAGGCGGCAGGAGCGGGGGCUAGCGGAGGCGGCGGUGGUCAGCAGCCGCCCGCCACCGCGCGGAAACCGGCGACGUGCGUGGAUCACGAAGCGGAAAACUUCAGCAUGUAUUGCAGCAGCUGCAAGGCUCCGGUGUGCAUGAAGUGUCUGGAGGAGGGAAAACACGCCAAGCACGACGUCAAACCGCUGGCCGUGAUGUGGAAGCAACACAAAUGUCAGAUUUCCCAGGCGCUGAACGGCGUCUCUGACAAAGCUAAAGAUGCCAAGGAGUUCCUGGUUCAACUCAAAAACAUGCUUCAGCAGAUACAGGAGAACGGUGUGGAGUUUGAAGCUUGCCUCGUGGCUCAGUGUGACUCUCUGAUCGAGGCGCUGACCAGACAGAAAGCCAAACUGCUCACGAAAGUAACCAAGGAGAAGGAGUACAAACUAAAGGUGGUACGUGACCAGAUCACACACUGCACUAUGAAGCUACGGCAGACCACCGGCAUGAUGGAGUACUGUCUAGAAGUCCUCAAAGAGAAUGAUCCAAGUGGUUUCCUCCAGAUCUCAGAUGCUCUGAUCAAGCGAGUGACGUCGUCUCAAGACCAGUGGGUUAAAGGGGCCCUGGAGCCAAAGGUUGGCCCUGACUUUGACCUCACUCUCAAUACCGACUCGCUGCUACAGACCAUCCUACAGCUGGACUUCUGCCAGGGCAAAGAUGUACAGGAGAAUCCAAAAUUGAAACAAAUGCAGGAAGCAGGCAGUGGUGAGGCUGAGAUGGAGACAGAGAGCCCAGGAGUGGAGCCUAGACCCUCAGUGCCUCCAGCUCCUCUCCUGCAGCUGGAGAAGUGCUGCACAAGGAAUAACAGCGCCACCCUGGCCUGGAGGGUAACUAUGCCCACCAUCAACCCCAUCGAGGGCUACAUCCUGGAGCUGGAUGAUGGCAAUGGAGGACAGUACAGGGAGGUAUAUGUGGGGAAGGAAACAGUGUGUACAGUCGAUGGUCUUCAUUUCAACAGUUCCUACAACGCAAGGGUGAAAGCUUAUAAUUCCAUUGGAGUGGGUCCAUACAGCAAGACAGUCAUGCUCAAGACUUCUGAUGUGGCUUGGUUCACCUUUGACCCCACCUCAGCUCAUCGGGACAUUGUUCUGACUAAUGACAACCAGACAGUUAGCUGUAACAGCUAUGAUGACCGUGUGGUGCUGGGGACUGCUGCUUUCUCCAAGGGCAUUCACUAUUGGGAGGUCAGCAUUGAUCGCUAUGACAACCACCCAGAUCCUGCGUUUGGCAUAGCAAGGAUCAACACCAUGAAGGACAUGAUGCUGGGGAAAGAUGACAAAGCCUGGGCCAUGUAUGUGGACAACAACCGCUCCUGGUUCAUGCACAACAACUCCCACACCAACAGGGCAGAGGGAGGCAUCACUAAGGGCUCGACUGUGGGUGUCCUGCUGGAUCUGACUAAACGCACACUGACCUUCUACAUCAAUAAGGAACAGCAUGGCCCAACUGCCUUUGAGAACCUGGAUGGGGUCUUUGUGCCCGCCGUCAGCCUCAACAGAAAUGUGCAGGUGACAUUACUGACAGGCCUGGAAGUUCCAAAGAAUAUCAAACAGUAAGAGCUCCCUCCUUACUCUGAGCCUGCCCUGGAUACAAACCAAUGAUGUCAUGUCCAGUACUGUCAGAUGGGAUCUGUUCCUCUCCCAUCCUUCUCAAGUUGACCCUUAACCUGGACAAUCUUCAGCUCCACGACUUUUUAGACAAGUGACAAGUUUAUUGGCUAUAAAUGUAAUGAUUACAGCUUGACGACGUCACUGCAGAGACGGCUGGAGGGCCAUACUUUUUUCCACUGCCCAGUUUAUUUUUCUCAAAGAUACAAACAACACUGAUAUUAUCUAUAUUCCAGCUUGCACAGUUUAUGUUAUUUUAAACAAUCUGGGCUUAACUCCGCCCCUUAAAGAUUUUUAUAUUGUGCAGGAAAGAUCAUUCUGAGUUGAAAAAUAAAGAAAAAAAUAGACCACAAGCAACACAGUUUUUAGAAGGUGAAAAAAAAAACCCCUGAGAGAAAUGAUUCAGCAGUGCUUUUUGUUGCUCUGCUUCUCUCUCAGGUGUGUUUACAGCCGAGAUGAACACAAGUCAUUUGUAGGAGUUGUGUAGUGGCACCAUGGGUUUUUUUCUCUCAUAAAAUAUUUAAAAGCUAAACUCUCGCUUCACACUUUCAUCUCAGUGUUGACUCCAACAGCACUGCCUUCUCUGUUUUCUGUGAUUUCUUAUCUGUGGUAAGGAAUCUGACAGCCAUCUUAAAGCCGGCAAAGCUUCCCUCAUGAUCGACUCUCUUUCUCAUGCAAAGCGGCGCAAAGAUCGUUUGAUAGUGUUGUCAGAACGGUUUACAUAUUGAGGUCAGUCUGAGAAGGCUGGAACUUAAUUCCAUUUCAUUUUUCUGUAAUCUGACAGAUCUACCGAGCCAGGGGUGUAUUAUUUUGAAAGAAUUCAAUUCUGGUGCCUUCUUUUGGGGAAAACUAUUUUAACGUGACCUGGCACAGGCUUUUUAAGGUAAAACUGAGUUAGAUACGUCCUUUUUUUUCUGCACUCAGAAGUUCUUUUAGAUAAGAUUGUUUUGCACCUUGAAAAUACUGCAUUAACCAGGCUUGGCCAAUGUAUUUUAUUUGAUUUUUUAACAGUUGUCUCACUUUUUAUUGAAGUACACAGUGUUUUGACCUAGACACUGAAAAUUCAGCUGUAUUAUAUAACUCUCAUAUAACCGCUAAGGACACGUGGAUGUUAACCUGCAAGGAAAGAUGUCUGUGGAUGCUAACAUUGCUAAUAUUAGCCCAACUACUUUUAAACUAGUUGAUUAGUCCAAAUUUACUUUUUAUUUAUAUAAACAAGGUUAUUAUUAUCUGUAGGUUAACCAAUAAAUUCACAGUCCCAAAGGCCUAGAGACCACCAGCCUUUUCUUUUCCUUAUUUGUCUUAAAAACCUAAAACUCUGACAUCAAAAAAGUUCCCACUAAGAUGUAGCAGAUCCCCACAUUUCAACGUCUUUGGCAGUGAACUUUUGGACUCUGCUAGAACAUGAAAAUGAUUGCACCACUUGGUAUGACUUGAUCCACUGGCCAGUAAGAAACAUUACUGUGGUAUUUAAUAAAUCAAUUGCAAUUUGCAUACUGAAACAAACCUAUUUGCCUGCAGGGGCAUCUCAGACUCAAAGAACUGUUUUGACUUUGACAGACCAUUGCCAGAAAAUGCUAAAACGAAGUGGAAUCGAGCCAAACUUCAUUUUCUUUGAUUUACAAUUUACAGAUAAUAUAAUACACCCCAAGUCGAUGAGAAAAGUAUGGUCGUCUCAAGAGCAUUUCAUUCUGUGCUCAUCUCUCAGUCUCACUGCAGAAUCUCAAGAUGCUUUCAGACACCUUUUAUCUGUGGCCCUGAACGUUAUCUUUUAAAGUCACAUCAGGUAAAGCUACAUAAGCUGCUACAUUUAUCAUCAGGGACUAGAUAUGGCAGCCUAUAGAGGACAGUAGCUUCAACCAGACCACUGUGACUCAGGACAUGAGACACUGUAUAAAAUACAUAGGUAUAAGUACACUGUUUAUGUAUGUUUUAUCAGUUCAUGGAAUGGAAGAAUUCAUUAAUUGAGGUUAUUUAAUCUACGACUUGUUUAUAUCUGAGCCAUUUCUGUUCCCUAUAAUGUGAGUUUGAGAGGUAGACUGACAUUACCACAUGACAGUGGGUUUACACAUGAAUGGACAUCCUCAAACUGUAAAUACUGAUAUGUGAGUUAUGAUUAUAACAUGUGACAUUAAGCAUGGAUUCAAACAAGUUUACAAACUAUCUGAAGCUGUAUUGUAAAUAGUGUACCGUUUGUCUUUGCAACGAGGGACCCUGAAACCAACCGCUAUAACAGCUCGCCCCCUGCUGGUGAACGGUGGCGAGAACAAGAUUAAGGCAUCCCUCGACAAAACCUGCCGAUAUCUGUUUUCAUGCUUUUCAUCACAGACUUUUUAAAAUGUGUCAGGAUUUAUGUUACUGUAAAUCACAAACUAUCUCAUGAUAUUUGGACAUUUAAACAUAAAGUUUACAUUAAAAGGGUUGAACAUUUUACAUUGACAAAUUAGUGUAGCACUUGUAUACUUACCGCACCCUCAUUCUUUAAAAUAUACCACAGAAAUGAACAGAAAUAAUGUGUAAGGUUAAGAAUUACUGGUAUUUUUACAGGAAAUGAUCAGGUCUAUUUUGAAUGCCUAUUUUAAAAAAAUUUAGUUAUUAGUAGAGAACUAGGGUUCUAAAAUAAAGUAAAUAUCUUUAUUUUUUCUUUAUUUGGACUUUUUACUAAGUUUUUAGGCGGUAGAGAUGGGAUAUUAUACUUAUUUUUAAAUCAGCAUUGAUAUUUUGAAUGUUAAAUUCUUUACAUUUGCAUUGCAGCAUAUCAUAUUUAUAGGCAUUUCAUACACCUGGGCUAUAUAAAAUUUUUCUGAGAAUGAUGGUCUCAAGGGAGCCACAAAUAGUGAACUCAUAAAGUCAAGUCAAAUGUAAUUGCAUAUACUAUGAUGUGUAAUAUGUACAGGGUGUCCAGAAGGGAUUUAUCACCAGUAUCAACUCAAUUUAAUUUAAUUUAAUUAAUAUAGCACCAAUUCAAAACAACAGCUGCCUCCAGGUAAAGACUUAACAAUAUUACAGAAAGAACCCCAAUGAUCGCACGAUGCCCUACGAGCAAACACUUGGCGAUACUGGGAAACAAGAUCUCCCUUUAAACAGGAAGACUCGGGGUCAGGAAAGGUGCAGCCAUCUGGUUGGACCGGUUGGGAGGUGAAGAGAAAAGGGGGGGGGGAAGGAGCGCGUGAAAGGACAAAAGACUGACUAUUGGAGAAGGAAAACAAUUUAGUCACAGGUAUCAAUUCAAUUGAAUUAAACAGAAUUCAGCUGAAGAAAAUAAAUAGAGAAAAAAAGCAUUGCUUUUGCUCAGUUUGGCCAAUCAUUUGCCAUUUGGUGUUUGCUGUUAACCCUUUUUUAAUGUGGUGACAGCGUGGAGCCAGACUUCAAUAGAUUCAAUAACAUUUGUUUUAACAUUGCAUAACCACUGUGUAGCUUUAGAUGGAGGGUCGUUUCAGUGGGAAGAAAAUCUGAAUCUGUGUUAAUGAUUCUAGCAUCGGCAAUUUUGUGGCACUGUGCUGAUGCCAGCCUUUUUAAAAAUGCAGUUAUUUUUGGUGGAAAUGGGUAGAACCACACAGAGUUUCAGAAAGACAUUAAGACGCCAGUGGAAAAGAGGCAAUGCUUUGUCUGCCUGUUUUUUUUUUCUUCUUUUUGAAGCUACCUGCUAGAGCUCAACAAAGUUAGCAUACAGAUGGUUGAAUAGUGUAGGCUUUAUAAGUUAAUGAACCAGAUCUUUUGAACUGAACCAAAAACGGAGCUAGAUAUGUAUACUUCAAGCAGAUACUGCAGUAACUGCACCCAAGUGGCAAAAAAAGCACUUACACCAAGCCUGUUGACUAAAUCAUGAUGAUAAGAUCUAUUUAAGUUUACAUUUAAGUUGCCAUUCAUCUGAAAGUGAAGACUUUUAACCCAAGCACUCUCUUCACUUAAAUUUAACAUAUUUCCUUUGUAACAUGAAUACAGCGUUAGUGCAAAUGUCAGAAUUUAAAGCAGCUUACAUAGGUUUUUUUUUUUUUUACCUGAUGUGCCCCAGACUGCCAGCUUUCACCUAAGGGCUACAUUUACAUCAUUUCUGGCUGCUCAGCUCUGACCUUGCUGCCACCUCCCACGCCAGAUGCAGAAACCUGCCCUGAGGCUGACUUUGCUGUAACAGGAAUAGAUUUCUAGACAAAAGUGAAAUAUCGUGUAACCAGCCUUCUGAAAAGUUGGAUGAUUUGGGGUUAUGUCUCUGUGGGCUGUAUGGAUGUCAAAAUGAUAUUCAGGAAAUCGUGACUGGAGGCAAUUAAAGCUUCUGCUGAGGGCCUCAAAUUCACCCUGUUGUGUUAACAUUUGGUUCCAUAUUUUCUUGCCUAAAAAUCACUUAAAACAAUAUUAUGCCACAGAAACGAACAAAAAAACAAAUCUUGCAUAUUAAAAUAUUCACGCUGCAGUCACUUCUGUCCAGAUGUAUUUGUAAGAGUUCCUGUAUGAAACGUCCCUUUACCCAACACUUACCCACCCAUGAAUGUGACAUAUUUUACCAAUUUAAUUUUAAUGGUAUGGUGCUGGGAAUUACACUAGUAUUAUUAGAUGAUUAUGUUUGAAAAAGUAGAGGACAAAAUGUAAUUUAUUUACUCUAUAAAGUAUUUAUAAAUAUUUAAUUAUGUAUUUUCUUUUGUAUAAUAUCCUCUUGAAUGGCUACUAAUAUGGUCUGUUUGACCAGUAAGGAUUGCAAGUUGAAAACGGCCAGUGUCUGUAAAAUAUUUUCUGAAUAAAGGAGAUGUGCUUACAGCUUCAAACGUGUGACACGCUGCAGAUGAGCUUCAUGUUUUCCUCUUUUUGAACUGUAUAUACAACAACAAAAAGGCUGCUUCAAGAAAACUGUGUGAGAAUUUGUGACCUCACCCAGCUGCACACUGCCAACUCAAAGGUCUUGUUUUAUCAUAGUGUCGCAAAACUCCAACUUUCAUGUUUUCCCUUUAACAAAAUGGAAACGACUGCAAGAGAUGGUUUAUAUGGGAGAAAAACUGUAAGAUCAUUCUGCUUUCUCACGGUCCAUUCAGCGUGUACAUGUGCGUUUCUUCUUGAAAACUUCUGCCAAGACUUUACUUGUGUGUAAUUUUUUAAUUAUUAGGCCCACCUGCCCUGUUAUGAUCCAGUCCCUUCCUGCCAAUAUAAAUGUUUUGUACAACUACAUUUCAGUUUGUAAAUGAGAAAUGCAUUGCAAUUACAUACUUUUAAAAAUGUCAGUGUACAACACAAGUUACACAAAUGUCUCUUUUUUGUCAUUUAUAAAAACAAAAUAAAUAAACUGUGAUGGAAGAU
Molecule: messenger RNA, 7571 nt
Organism: Neolamprologus brichardi
Lineage: Eukaryota; Metazoa; Chordata; Actinopteri; Cichliformes; Cichlidae
Gene: trim67
Product: tripartite motif containing 67
Cellular component (GO): cytoplasm
Molecular function (GO): zinc ion binding; protein binding
Source: RefSeq, a predicted model, not a curated record